AUGAGCGACCAAGAAAAGCAGGCGGCCCUUGCCGAAAGCCUCUCGUCGAGCAAAGCCGAAACACCACGAACCGAGAGCCCCGUCGCCGACCCCGAAAAGUCGAUAUCGACAUCCACAGACGCGCUGCCCAACGAAGAUGCGGGACCUGAAUACAAGCGCGAGGUCCACGGCGUCAAGUGGGCGCUGACCGUCGGCGCCAUCCUCUCCUGCGUCUUCCUCUACGCCCUCGACACCACAGUGGUGGCCGACAUCCAGCCCGACAUCAUCGCGUCGCUAGGCGACUUCCAAAAGUUCCCAUGGCUCGCCACCGCCUACGCCCUGCCCGCCACCGCGCUCGUGCUCAUCCAAUCCAAGAUGUACGGGCUGUUCGACAUCAAGUGGCUCUACUUCGGCUACGUGGUCCUCUUUGAGGUUGGCAGUGCCAUUUCCGGCGCGGCUCCCACCAUGGACUCCCUGAUCGUCGGGCGCAUGAUUGCCGGUAUUGGUGGCUGCGGUAUCUACGUCGGCUCCAUCACCUUGUUCAGCGUUGUCACGACCCCCAAGGAACGCCCUGUCUACAUUGCUCUGAUCUCUCCCACCUGGGGUAUUGGCACUGUUCUGGGCCCCAUUGUUGGUGGUGGAUUCGCGGAAAGCAGCGUCGGUUGGCGCUGGGGCUUUUACAUCAACCUUCUCAUCUUCGCCGUCGCCGCCCCCAUUCUCGUCUUCCUCCUGCCUUCGAUCGAUUUCUCCAAGGGCCAAACCGCCAAAGAGAGGACUAGCAAGGUCGAUUGGCUCGGUCUGGCCGUCUGGACCGGCUGGGUCGUUUCCUUCUUCAUGGCCAUUACCUACGGCGGCACUCUCUUCGAGUGGGACUCCUACAGCAUGAUCAUCCUCUGGGUCUUCGUGGGCGUUCUCGGCGUCGGCUUCAUCCUGACGCACAAGCUCUACCCCUUUGUCAAGAAGGAGAACCGUCUCUACCCCAGCCACAUGCUCCGGAACUGGAAGUUGGGAAUCCUGCAGUUCGCCACCUUCUCUGCUGCGUCGGCCGUCUACAUCCCCAUCUAUUACAUCCCGCUCUACUUCCAGUUUGCCAGGGGCGAGUCGCCCGUGGAGGCCGCCAUCAGACUCCUGCCCUUCGUCUUCAUGAUCGUCACCGUUGCCAUCCUCAACGGCUUCUUCAUGUCCAAGUUCGGCUACUACAUGCCGUGGUUCCUGGUCGGUUCGCUCCUGGCCGUCGCCGGCGGUGCCCUCAUGUACACGGUCGACGUCAACACCACCGUCGAGCAAAUCUACGGAUACAGCGUCCUCCUCGGCAUUGGCGGCGGUUGCUUCAUGAUCACCGCCUUCGGAUGCGUCUCGGACGUUGUCGAGCCCAAGGACAUCUUCAACGCCAUUGGUGUCAUCAGCCUUCUCCAGUGCAUCGGCAUCACCUUCUUCCCCUCGCUCAGCGGUAACAUCUUCCAGAAUAUCGGUGCUAGAUACGUGGCGCCGCUCCUGCCGGCCGACUUUGUCGGUGACCCGCGCGUGGUCCUCGCCGGCGCCAGCAGCCCGGAGUUCCUCAACUUCUCCGAAACCGUCCAGGCCCAGCUUGCUGCUGCCAUUGUUGAUGCCAUGAGCAACAUCUACACCAUGACCAUUGCUGCCUGUAGUAUCACUGCUAUUCUCUCUCCGUUCCUCGGGUUCGGUAAAGUGGGCAGCGACGCAAUGCCGGCGGGCGGCGCCUAA
Sodiomyces alkalinus F11 is the source of this 1704-nucleotide messenger RNA. RefSeq names its product MFS general substrate transporter. Gene Ontology annotation, molecular function: transmembrane transporter activity. Lineage: Eukaryota; Fungi; Ascomycota; Sordariomycetes; Glomerellales; Plectosphaerellaceae. Bases 1 to 1704 code for a protein of 567 amino acids. The transcript is spliced from 3 exons. Gene Ontology annotation, biological process: transmembrane transport. The record is from RefSeq and is a predicted model, not a curated record.